Dujonia railenensis is the source of this 2061-nucleotide messenger RNA. The record is from the annotation of a GenBank genome assembly. Lineage: Eukaryota; Fungi; Ascomycota; Pichiomycetes; Serinales; Debaryomycetaceae.
AUGAUUUUCAGACGUAGUAAACGAUCCUCGUCGUCUUCGUCGUCGCCGAAACACACCAUAUCGCGAAUCUCUUCAGGUUCUUCGCAUACCUCUCCUGUAAGUAGAGGGAUACCAUCUUCGUCUAUGACCACAGCAGAACUGGUCCUUCUGUCACCGAAAAAGGUCAUCAAGGCGCUCUAUGACUAUAGACCACAGGGCCCGGGGGAAUUGGCGUUUACCAAGGGUGACUUUUUCCAUGUGUUGAGUGGAGAAAUGGAAAGUGAUCCUGACGGAUGGUACGAAGCUACGAACCCCAUGACAGGUGCUCGAGGAAUGGUGCCCAUCAGCUACUUUGAGGUUUUCAAUCGCUCAAGACCUUCCGUGGUGGAAAACGAGCACCCUCUGAGCGGGUUACAUACCUUCCAACACCCUGCAAACGGGGGCUCUACCAGCCUGCACACCUCGCCUACUUCAUAUCUCUACCAGCAGCGCAACUCCAACCAGAACUUGUAUGCGGUGACCUUGUACGACUUCCAGGCAGAGAGACCGGAUGAGUUGGACAUUUUCGUGGGAGAAAACUUGACCAUCUGUGCUCAUCAUGAAUUUGAAUGGUUUAUUGCCAAACCUAUAAAUAGAUUGGGUGGACCCGGUUUGGUCCCAGUCUCAUACGUUCAGAUCAUCGAUUUGGUUUCCAGCAGUACGCCAACACCUGUAGAAUUGGAGAGUAACGAUAUCGUUAAAUUAAUACAAACCUUUAAGAUCCCUACUGUGGAGCAAUGGAAGGAUCAAACUGCAAAGUAUCAAGCAUCAACUAUCCCAUUGGGUUCAAUUUCCUCGACUCCGCCUGCAUUGUCUUCAAAUACACAAUUCUUCCGCCUGUCCAGCGUAAUUGACUCUGGCAAUCCGAAUGGUGCAUCCUCCAACAGAUCCUCAUUGUCAUCCACGAACACCACCAUUGUGGAAGCAUCGGUGGAUUCAUACCAACUAGACCAUGGCAGGUACCAGUAUCUUAUAAUAGCGAAACUUUCCAACGGGAAGACAAGGUACCUUUCUCGUUUCUACCAGGACUUCUACGACCUUCAAGUGAAAUUACUUGAAUUGUUCCCAUUUGAGGCAGGGAAAAUCGAAAAUUCAAAGAGAAUUAUACCAUCCAUCCCUGGUCCAUUGAUCAAUGUUAAUGACAGCAUUAGUAAAUUAAGACGAGAAAAGUUGGAUUACUACUUGAGGAACUUGAUUUCUUUGCCUGUGAAUAUUUCCAGAAGUGAAGAAGUGCUAGCAUUAUUUGAAGUGUUGGAGAAUGGAUUUGAUAAGGAGGUUGUAGAGGGGAAGAGAGAGAGAAGAGUACUGAAGCCAAUCAGCCAAAAAUCUUACUACCAUCAAGAUAGAUUAAGUCAGUAUUCUAAUUUUCAUGCAGCACCAGGAACUAGGACAUCUUAUCCUGAGCUGAUUAACAACUAUAAUAACAACAAUAAUAUUAAUCAUGAUCAAAUUAAUGAUAACAAUAAUAAUAAUAGUAAUAAUAAUUACAACAACAACAAUAAUAAUAAUAUUAAUAAUAAUAAUAAUAAUAAUCAUAAUGGCAAUGGUAAUGGUAACCAUCAAAGAUCGUUAUCGUCGUCGUCUACUAAUCUUUUGUUGAAUACAGCAGAAGGUAAUAGCCCCAGUGGCACAAGUGCAAGUACUUCAAGAGAAAAUUCAACUAACGACGGCAAUGCUAACGGGAAUGGUAGUGCCCAAGGACUGGCUAGCAAGGUCAAAGUGAAAUUUUACUACGAAGAAGAUAUCUUUGUCUUACUCUUACCAACGAAUUUGAGGCUUCAAGAUUUAAAAUCGAAAUUGGCCAAACGUCUUUUGACCUCGCCCUCUACCACUGAAGACAUUACUCUCGACGAGUUGAACAAUAUUCAAUUGUACUUAAAAAACGAGUAUGAUGAUUUUGUCGAAGAUCAUAAUUUGGUGGAUGAGGAGAGUGUAGAAUUGACCGAGACUCAGCUGUUACAAUUGAAGGCAUUAGAAAUUGAUGACGAUGGCAAGUUCCACGAAAACUUGUACGAUAAGUGCAAAAUUGCUAUCGUUGUGUAA